This is a messenger RNA of Cololabis saira (Pacific saury), 1200 nucleotides long. RefSeq names its product E3 ubiquitin-protein ligase TRIM35-like. Gene Ontology annotation, molecular function: zinc ion binding; ubiquitin-protein transferase activity. The coding region runs from base 1 to 1200 and encodes 399 amino acids. The record is from RefSeq and is a predicted model, not a curated record. Gene Ontology annotation, biological process: protein ubiquitination. The transcript has a single exon. Lineage: Eukaryota; Metazoa; Chordata; Actinopteri; Beloniformes; Belonidae.
AUGGCUUCUAGCUCGGAGAAUGACCUCUCUUGUCCCGUUUGCUACAACAUUUUCAAAGACCCGGUCAUCCUGUCGUGCAGCCACAGCUUCUGCCGGGCAUGCAUCCAGAGGUGGUGGGCGGACAAGGAAACACGACCGUGUCCGUUCUGCAAGAAGAAUUCAUCGAGCACCGACCCUCCUCGCAACCUGGCACUGAAGAACCUGUGCGAGGCCUUUCUGAAGGACGGGGAGCGGCGGGCGGCAGCAGGGCCCGAGCACAUGUGCAGCCUGCAUGGUGAGAAGCUCAAGAUCUUCUGUCUGAACCACCAGGAGCUGAUCUGCUUGGUCUGCCGGGACUCCAGGACUCACAGAGACCACCAGUUCAGCCCCAUCGACGAGGCGGCUCAGGAUCUCCGGCAGAAGCUGCAGAGAGACCUGACACCCCUCCGGAGGAAGCUGACGCUCUUCCAGCAGGUGACGGGGGACUGCAUCUCCACGGCAGACUACAUCCCGGUCCAGGCCCGGGACACUGAGAACAACAUCCGGCAGCAGUUUCAGAAGCUUCACCAGUUCCUGGAUCAGGAAGAGAAGGUGAGGGUGAAGGCGCUGAAGGAGGAGGAGGAGCAGAAGAGUCGGCUGGUGAAGGAGAAGGUGGAGGCGCUGACCCGGGACAUGGACGCUCUUUCAGACACGAUCAGAGCGACGGAGACGGAGCUGAGAGCCGGAGAUGUCUCGCUGCUGCUCAACCACAAGGUGGCGACCCGGAGGGUCAAGCAGGGCCCGGUUCUGAAAGACCCGGAGCCGGUUCCAAGGGCUUUGAUAGAUGUGGCCAAACAUCUGGGCAACCUGACCUUCAACAUCAUGAAUGAGAUGAAGGACAUGGUGGACUACAGUUACCCUGCAGAGGAGCAACCUGUAGAGGAGAUGGUUGCCCGGGGGUCGUCAGAGGAGGAGCUGGUGAGGAGGAGUUUUCACGAGAUGGAACCGAGGAGGAGGUUCCCCGGGGGGUCGCCAGAGCUGCCGAGGAGGAGGUUCCCCGGGGGGGUGGGAGCACCCGCCCGCACGAAAGUGCCACUCCAAGACAAUAGACCCUAUACGGUCCAGGUGACAAGAAACCCCCCAACAGGGCGAUACCUGCGCAGGUCCGACAACGGAGGGCCCCAGACCCAGGCAUCCGGUUUAGUUGCCCGUGGUUUUUCUUCUGAUUCUGAUUCUGAUUGA